Carcharodon carcharias (great white shark) is the source of this 2491-nucleotide messenger RNA. It is a transcript of the gene terf2ip, whose product is annotated as telomeric repeat binding factor 2, interacting protein. NCBI's taxonomy places the organism in Eukaryota, Metazoa, Chordata, Chondrichthyes, Lamniformes, Lamnidae. Gene Ontology annotation, molecular function: telomeric repeat DNA binding. Gene Ontology annotation, biological process: telomere maintenance via telomere lengthening; regulation of DNA-templated transcription. The record is from RefSeq and is a predicted model, not a curated record. Gene Ontology annotation, cellular component: shelterin complex. Bases 48 to 1373 code for a protein of 441 amino acids. The transcript has 3 exons.
ACAGCCUCAGUUUGCGCCCGCCACUGGCCCGCAUCAGGUCGAACCCAAUGGCCGCCAACGCCGGACCUGCGGCCUCGUCUUCCAACCAGACCUUGUCCCACUCCCGGACUCUCUUCCUAGAAGAGGACGGCGUCCCGCUCCGCUUCUUCGUGCGCCCGGGGCCCACGAAGACCUCGCUGUUCCCGCUGAUCGUCCACGGCGGCGGGGUGGUGUGCCGGCACCAGGAGCAGGGCGCCAUCCUCCUGACGGAGCUGGGGGAGACGGGGCCGCUGCCGGCCGGCUACGUCGGGGCCCGCUACGUGCUGGACUGCGUGGAGAAGAACAAGCAGCUGCCGCUGGACGAGUACCGCCGGCGGACCUCCCGAACCACCGAGGCGGCAGGCUCGCUGCAGUCCGAGGCCUCGGAGGCCGGGCCGGCCGACGGCGCAGGUAGGAUGUUCUUCAGCAAGCUGGAGGACGUUGCCAUCUUGAUGUACGUGCGCUCUUAUGCCGGCGCAAAUAGCGGGCGCUCGGUAUGCGGGAGGAACCUGUGGAAGGAGAUGGAGCGCAUCCAGGUGACCGCCCACUCCUGGCAGUCCAUGAGGAACCGCUACCUGCGGCACCUUAGCGGCCAAGAGCAUCUCUACCAGCUGGACAGCCGCUCCGUCAUCCCCACCGCCGUCUUUCCCCAGGUGAAGCGACCGGAGGAGAGCAGCGCUAAGCGGGAUCCCGAACCAGAGGCAGCGGCUCAAGAGGCAAAAGGUAACAAGCCUGACAGUUUCCAGCAUGUCGACUUGGAAUCUAAUGAGGUAGCUGCCUCGGUUGAACAAGUGUCUGAUGUAAAUUCAGAGGAGGAAUGCUUCAACGUGUUUCCUGUCGCUAUCCGUGAAUUUGAGGUUGAAGAUGAUACUCCUGAGCUGCUGGUAGAAGUCAGUGAUGAAAUGGGGACAGAAAAAGUCCCACGAGAGCAACAGAUGGAGACUGACAAAGUGAAUCCUGAUGAGCAUCGUACUAAGCAUAAAGGAACUUUGGCAGAGUUUGUCAUGGAUAACGAGCAAUCAGAAUUAGACUCUCAGACACCAGUGGAUGAGUUAUCCUCCAUGCCUACAGCCUCCCAGGAUGAGGUGGAAUGUGCAAUUAGAGCUAUCAAUACAUUGAUGCAAACUCAUAAUCUGGAUCUCUGUGCAGCCACACAGUUGUUAUUGAAAAACAGCGGGGAGCUGAUAGCAGCGUUACAUUUUAUGGAGACUGGUCACCGGCCAGAUGGUUAUCCUAUCUGGACACACCAAGAUGACCUCGACCUGGAGGAUGUUGACACCAAAGUACAGGGGAGGUUAAUCCAGAAAUUUGGCUCGGAGAAUUUGGCCAAACGCAUCGCCUUUCGUAAAAGUUAACAGCAAAUGGAGACAUUUGGACUGUAACUUUAAGGAGGCAGGAGUUUGAACACUGUCCUUUUAGUCUUCAAGACCAAAGUUCACAUCUGAAUCUCACUGGACGGGAUGCAAGUUUCUGCCAGUUGUAUUCAAAGGAGUUGAGUAAAAUCCCAUUCAUGAAACCUAAGUACAAAACUACCCCUAAUUUGGCACAAAUCUGGACCAGAUAUGGGAAAUGGAAACAGGAGAUAAUCCAUAAGAGCUGAUCUAAAGAAGUUGAAGUGGUGAUCUGAGUCUUGGGUUUUUUUUAAUAUAAGAAAAGGAAUUUUGAAUGGUCAAUCUGUGCUCUGUCCAACUAAGUUGAGUUUGGAAGAUAUCAGCCAAGUAUUAAUGAAUGUAACUUUUAUUUUAAAAAAAACUUUCAUUUGGCCUGUGGAGUAGGGAGAGAAAGACCAUGUAGCAGUAGUUUCAGGAAGGGAUUGUGCCCCCACAAGACCAAGGCUAGGCAUGACCAAAGGAACGAAUGGUGAUAAGUGGCUUUGCACAGAAAACCACCUUAUUAAAAUUUGUAAAAAAAAGACCAAGUAAACAAUUUCUUGGGUAAAAUUUAAGAAGCACUGGUGAUCUAUUUAACACUAGCCAAAUGUUCCUUUUGAGAAAUUGAAAUCUGCAUUCCUGCAAAUUCUACCAUUCAAAUAACUGUUACACAGGUGCAGUUUCUGGGCCUACCGCCUGCUAGGAUGUUAAACAAGGAAAAUUUUAAAUUUGUAGGACAAAGCCCCCUUAUCUGUCUGUAACUUAGGGUCUGUUUGGCUGAAAACAUUGACCUUAAUAUUAAACCCUACAAUAGGCAGAAGAGGUUCAGGGAUUAAGAGAUUUUAGGUACGGAAUACCUAACAUAUAAUUAGCCUUCCACAGUGCACUUGGAAGUCUGACUUCCUUGAGGAAACCUUUGGUUUCCCUUAACCACCUGAUUUCAGGCUCCACCUCUUGCAAUUGUGGACCUCUCUGACUUUCCAAUUACUCAUUCGGGUCUUCUGCUAUGGCCGGCUCCUGGUGUACUUUCACACUCUCCAGCCUGUUCAUUUGGCUGGUUCGUGGGCAGGAAUUGGAGUGUAAUAAAAUCUUCUGUAACUUGC